GUGCAGCAGGCCGCGGCAAGCUGGCGUGCUGGGCGCCCUGCGCCGAAGGCGCGGGAGGAGCCAGGCGGAGCUGGAUGGCGGUCUCGGCGGGCGCCAAGAAGGCAGGGACCGAGGCGCUGCGGGCCGCUGGUGCGGACGUCACAGACGACGACGUCGCGGGGCUCGUCCUGAAGGUGCGAUCGACGUUGAACGCGGGGCGGGCCCCCCGUUCGAAGCUGGACGAGGCGCGACGGCUGGAGGCAGCGCUGGACCCGGUGGCCGUCCGCCUGGCUUUGGGGAACCCUGAGGUCCCGGGCUCCGAGAUGGCCGAGGCCCUCUGGGGGUUCACGGAGGCCGCCACGUUCUCCACUCAGGCGGAGAGUCGGAUUCGACGAGUAGCCGCCGACACCGACGGCUGGGAGAAGGUCGCGGACCGGAUCUGGGCCCGUGCUGUCGGCGAGGACGGGGACACGCUGCCCGUGGACUGGGUGCUGCACCUGGGCAUCGGUCUCUUCCUGUCCAGCCUGGUGGUGGUGCUGUGGGCCGACUCUGGGCGGCACCGCCUGGCGGGCGCGGCAGUGGGGCUGUGCGGGACCUCCCUGCUCGUGCGGCGCGUGCCCGAGCGUGUGAACGCCUGGUGGGCGCGCUCGAGGCGGCGCUCGGCCUUCGCCGCGGCGCUCAGCAGCGGCGGGGACGGCCUGGACCUCGCAGCCGCCGAGGACGACGGCGCGGCCUGGGGCGCUCCAGGGGGCCCGACGCCCAAGGGGAGCUGCGCGGCGACCGCGGAGGCACCUACGGGCCCGCUGCACCCGCCUGGGCUCGCGGCGCUGCCGCCUCCGCCGUGGGCCCCACCUGCCGAGGGCGCGGGCGCGGGUGCCGCGACGGCGAAGCCCGGCUCGCAGGAGGACCUGGCGGCGCUGCGGGCUUUCGCCCAGGGGAGCGAGGUGCCAGGCCCCUUCAGCCAGACGGCGGCCCUGCAGCAGCAGCAGCAGCAGCAGCCGCAGGUGCCGCCUGAGGUGGCCGUGCCAGCGGCUGGGCUCAGCUUCCAUGCGCCGCGCGCUCCUGCAGAUGCUGUGAAGCUAGGGCGAGAGGUGCAGAUGGUGGGGGCCACGCUCCGCGAGUUCCAGGCGCAGGCUGCCACGAACGUGUACUGGGCCUGGCACUUCUGGGAGAGAAUCGCGGCCGUGGACGGUUCCCUGGGGCUGCACCCUGACCUGCGACGAGUGCUGCAGACCCACGGCUACGUGGGCGCGGGGACGAAGUCCCCGCCAGGAGGGUCGCUGCCGCAGGAGCUGGACGCGCUGCUCGCCUCUGCCACGGCGCCGCACGGCGCGGGCAUGCAGGCCUCCCCGGGUUGGGCCUUGGCCCCGCAGACCCAGCAGCAGCAGGAGGACAGCCGAUGGAACCUGAGCCUCCCGCCGGAUCUGAGGCGCGCGGCGCCGGAGAUCCACCGCACCAUGAGGGGCGCGGGGGCGGCCAGUGCACGCGACUGGCUGUCGCAGGAGGUGACGGGCCAGCGGCAUGCGGCGGUCUGGACCGAUCUGUGGACCGCCGCCACCAACGUGGACUACUUGCUGGGCGGGUGUAAGACCCAGUCCGAGCUGCUCACCCGCCUGGCGUCCGACGACGCGCUGGAGUUGCACUUGAGGCGGCUGGCGAGCUACGUCUACGAGAUGCGGACGAAGGACAAGGUGGGGGCGGCGGCGAUGUUGGCUGUGCGCCCGCCAGGGUCGGCCGCCGACUUGGCCCCCACCUGGCUGGUGACCGAGGCCACGACCCACAGCAAGGCCGAGCACCAGCGCGACGAGAGGGUCCACGCCGCCAGCAAAUUGAGGACGCGCUGGGAUCGACGCAUGCGCGUGUGGCGUCGGGCCUGCGGGCUCAUCGAGCUCAUGAAUGGGAUGGACCGCGGAUCCCUGGAGGCGAGACCAGCGGGCCAGCGCGAGUCGAGCGACGACGAGAUGAUGCUGGCCUGGAAGCUCGUGCAGCAGUACGCGUUACAGGACGCGGCGCGGUACGAGCGCGACUGCCGGGGGCUUGCCCCGACAGGCGGUCAAGGGACGGAUCUUGCCUGCGACAGAGGACCGCAGGACGCCUACACUGGAGAGCGCAAGGGUGCGAGCAGGCACGUGACGAUGUGCGCAGCGGCGGUGGCAGAACCGCCUGAUGACAUGGUCGUGGACCUGCUGGAGGCGCUGCCCGACGGCGAGCGCCAGUAUUAUUCGGACGAGCGGAACGUGCUGGACUACAGCGGCAAGUCAGGGGUCAUCUUCGAGGACGGGGGGCUGGAGGAUGGCGACUGCGUGGAUGACGGACCUGAGAACGCUCAGCAGCAUCGCUACGACGACGACUGGCUCGGGCAGCAGUCCAGCUGCCGCGCCGCGCCGCCUAGCCCGGCGGGCUACAGCGUGGCAGAGUGGAUAGAGGCCGUGAAGCGGGCGAAGAGGGCGGACGAGCGGAUGAUGGUGGUGAUGCAUCUCUUCGCUGGCCGUCGGCGGCGUGGUGACGUUCAGGAGGUGGCGGAGAGGCUGGCGAAGGAGCGGAACUUGAGGGUGCUCUUCCUUUCCGCCGAUCUCCUGGACGACCCGCGGUGGGACUUGGCCAACCCCUCCACUUUCUCCGCCUUGAUGGAGCUGUGCGAGGGUGGCUGGGUGGACAUCGUGCUGGGCGGCCCGCCCUGUUCGACCUGGUCGCGGGCGCGCUACAAUCGUCGCCGACCUGGCCCGCCGCCGGUGCGCUCGCGGCUGUGCCCCUGGGGUCUGCCAGGUCUCAGGGCCUGGGAGGCCGCGAGAGUCGCGGAGAGUAACACCCUGACGCUAAACUUGUUGGCGCUCUGCGAGGCGCGCGGCCAGAGUGGCGGCGCCUUCCUCAUCGAGCACCCGGAGGACCCAGGGCACGCGCCCUACCCAUCCAUCUGGAACACGAAUGAGAUGCUGGACUUCGAGUCGAGGCGCUCGUCUCGGAGAGCGUGCUUGGACCAGUGCAUGCUGGGCGGACGGACGAAGAAGCCCACAUGCCUGAGCGGCACGCUGCAGGGGCUGGAGGACCUGAAUGAGCUGCGGUGCGACGGGCCCCACGUCCACGAGUCGGCCGAGGGCAAGUUGAACGACGGCACCUUCCGCACGAGCCCGCUGGCCCAGUGCCCCGAGGGGAUGUGCGAGUCGCUGGGCUUCUUGAUUGUCCAGACCUUGGCCAUCUUCGAGCAGACCGGCUUGGGCGGCACCGGGUGGCGAAGGCCGCCAGAGGCCGACAGGGCGGUCACAGCAUGGGGCUCGCGGAGCACUACGGCACCAGCGGUGGCCGUGCGGAACGAGGACGUGCUUCGCGGCCGCGGGCUGGUGCUGGACGGGCCGCAGAUGGCCUUCUACCUGCACGUCGACGACGGCGUGGUGAUGGCGGGGGGGCAGCGGCUGUGGCCCACGGGCCACUGGCAAGAUGCACCAGCUGGCGGACGCCCUGGCCGAGGCCGGCUUCGUGGUCACCGACCGCACGGAGGCCAGCGACAUGCAGAAGGUGCUGGGCUACGCACCACAGGCGCGUCCAGCGCAGCUGCGCUUGCCUCCGAAGAGGGCGCGGGAGCUGGUGCAGCAGCUGGAGGCGAUGGGCGCCACCCGCACCCUCCACACCGAGGAGCUGCGCUCGCUCUUGGGGGUCUGGAUCUGGGGCGCUCUACUGCGGCGCGAGCUGCUCUGCAUACCCAGCGCCGUCUUCAGACUCCUGGAGAGGUACCCGCACCAGCGGGUGAGCACCUGGGCGACCGCCCGCAGGGAGCUGCGGGCCAUGGCUAG
This is a messenger RNA of Prorocentrum cordatum, 3767 nucleotides long. The record is from the annotation of a GenBank genome assembly. Lineage: Eukaryota; Dinophyceae; Prorocentrales; Prorocentraceae.